This is a messenger RNA of Vigna angularis (adzuki bean), 637 nucleotides long. Its product is annotated as ethylene-responsive transcription factor ERF095. The record is from RefSeq and is a predicted model, not a curated record. NCBI's taxonomy places the organism in Eukaryota, Viridiplantae, Streptophyta, Magnoliopsida, Fabales, Fabaceae. Gene Ontology annotation, molecular function: DNA binding; DNA-binding transcription factor activity. The coding region runs from base 1 to 366 and encodes 121 amino acids. Gene Ontology annotation, biological process: ethylene-activated signaling pathway; regulation of DNA-templated transcription. The transcript has a single exon.
AUGGAGGAGUUAAAGGAAAAGGUGAGUGAAAAGGAAACAGAGAAAAUAAAGUACAGAGGAGUAAGAAGGAGGCCAUGGGGAAAGUUUGCAGCAGAGAUUAGAGAUUCAGCUAGAAAUGGAGCUCGCGUGUGGCUUGGGACCUUUAACACUGCUGAGGAAGCAGCAAGAGCUUAUGAUCGUGCUGCCUUUGAAAUGAGAGGUGCUAUGGCCAUUCUCAACUUCCCACAUGAACACCCUCCUUUCACUUCAUCAUCUAAAACUGAACAUGCUAAACAAGUUGUCGUAUUUGAGUGUCUCGAUGACAAAUUGUUGGAGGAACUCCUUGAUUGUGAUCACAAAAACAUGAAUCACAACUUCGCCAACUAGGAACAUAUGUUCCGACAUUUUUAAUCCUAGAUUGCUGUCUGUGCAGUGCUCUUGUUCAAUUAAAUCGACCAAUCGCGCAAAGUGCUUUUGUGGGGACUAUAAAAUUUGAGUCAUUUCACAUCACGUUAAUGUGAAGUGGAUAAAGUAGAGUUCGGUUAAGUUGGAAGGGAAUUUAAUCUUUCUUUUUAAGUGACAUCGGUUUUCAAUUACUUAUCAGUUUUAUCGAUAAUUAGUAAUAAAUGAGAAAAAAUAUUAAGGGUUUAUGGUGACA